AUGUCUCUAGUUUUUGUGCCAACAACUAUACAAAACGAAGAUAACCUAAAUCCUCAGCCUCUCGUCCGUCCUAUAAGGGCUGGGCCAAUUGGGGCAAAGAGGCGUUUCCGAAGCAGCUCCAGCGGUGAUCUCACCCUGCCCUUUGCCAUAGAGGCAUUAAACACUGCUACCUGCUUUAUUGACUGCAUCACUACGAACCAUUUUUGUAUUAUACAUGAGCCUUGCAUUGAUAAGACGCAACUACUUAACAAGAAGUCUGUUCGUGAUAUGAUAUGCGAAAUGAAAACUCGAAUGAUAACUUGCAAUGACAAGUCUAUUAAAAUUAACCAUGACAAUAAUGCAUUAAAUGUUGAUGAUCAUGAAACCACUUUGAAGCGAGCUACAAAGACCUUUGUGAAUGGUGAUCUCACAUUUGAUGCUAUGCUGGAACUUGUAAGCAGCGAGCCUAGGAUUAUAACCAAACUAAAGAAAUGUUCAGAGGUUAAUUCAUGGGGUGUUCCUCUUCGCCUGCGGCUUUGUGGGGGUGGAGAGAGCUCCUUGAAUGCAGCUACAGGUUGGGGUAGCCCACCAACUGCUAAUAAUGCUGGCAAUUGGGGUGGUAGUUCCAGCGGACAAACAAAUAAUGGGACAAACAAUACUCAGCAAUGGAACAAUACGGCGCAACGACCGCCCACUUCACAAGCAGACAUGAAUAGCAAUAAAGGCAAUGGUAACCAAUUACCACCAUCCAGUGGAGCUGCUGCUCAAAGCUGGCAGAGCUCACCCCCAAACAUGCCAAAUGCUCCGCCUAAUAAUAAUGGUGCACCUGCCAGUAAUGGUACAAAUAAUGCAGGAAAUUCUAAUAAUGGAGGCAAUAACCCUGUAAACCCAACAGCAAAUUCAAAUGGGCCUACAGCAACAAACGGAAAUGGUAACAAUGCUAACACAACAUCAUCUGCUAAAAUAGAACAGCUUAACUCAAUGAGAGAGGCCUUAUUCAGUCAAGAUGGUUGGGGUGGUCAACAUGUCAACCAAGACACAAAUUGGGAUGUGCCUGGUUCCCCUGAGCCUGGUUCUAAAGUGGAGCCUUCUGCUGGUGGGCCACCAGCUUGGAAACCCAAUCUUAAUAAUGGUGCAUUCCUUGGGACUGACUUAUGGGAAGCUAAUUUGAGAAAUGGUGGACAACCACCACCGCAACCAGCUGCUAAAACCCCAUGGGGACAUACCCCUACGACAAAUAUUGGUGGAACUUGGGGAGAAGAUGAUGAUGCAGCAGACUCUGCAAAUGUUUGGACAGGUCCACCACCGCCACAGCAAUGGCCAGCCGGGCCCCCACAACAUACCCAACAAUGGGGCGUACCAAAGAAAGACGAUUGGAAUGCAUGGGGAGAGCCCCACAGAGCUGCUGAUCCUAGAUUAGAUCCCCACCGUUCGCAAGAUCCUCGUCAGCAGCCUUCUGACCCAAGACACGACCUCCGAGGGGGAAUAUCAGGCCGGCUUAAUGGAGAUAUGUGGAGUCAGCACCAUCAACACACAGGGGCACCUAACAAAAUGAUGCCAUCUGGUGGAGUUAAUCAGUGGGGUGCUCAGGGACCCAAAGAUCCAAUUAAGUCAUCUGGUUGGGAGGAACCGUCACCGCCAGCCGCACGUCGUGGAUUCGACGACGGUACUUCGCUGUGGGCACAACGGGCCAGCAUAGGGGGUAUGGCUGGCCGUGGGGCACCUCAGGGUCCACCCGCUCCUCAGAGGAUCCCACCAACUCCAACGAAGCCCGACGCCGUUUGGGGCGCACAUUCACAGCGAAAUGGCUCGUGGGAAGAACCACACACGCCCGGUUGGCCCGAUCGCGAAGUGGCUGGCUGGCCUGAUGCAACGGGCCCUGGACUUUGGCCCGCACCGAAACCCAAACCGACGGGUCCCGGCGGUGGCUGGCCUGAUGAUAUUGGCGAAUGGGGCGGACCGAAACUGCCACAGAGUGGACCUUUAGGCAAGCAAAUCCCCAAAGAGUUGUUAUGGAACAGUAAGCAAUUUAGGUACUUGGUAGAGCUCGGCUACAAAAAAGAGGAGGUCGAGGCAGCGCUGCGCAGCCGCGACAUGAACGCUGAGGAGGCCCUAGAGCUGUUGGCGGCGGCGCGAAGCGAUGGCUGGCGGCGGGACGACCACUUCCACCACGCGCCGUUCCAGCCGCCCACCGUGCCAGCGGUGUCACCGGCUGUCGUGCAGAAAAUGCUCAACCAACCCCCACCGCAGCCCGUACAUCAGCACCACUCGUACAACCCUAACAGUGGCAGUAGCAACAGUGGUCAGCCGAGUACGGCCCAACUGCGUAUGUUGGUACAGCAGAUCCAAAUGGCCGUCUCAGCCGGUUAUCUCAAUCACCAGAUCCUCAAUCAGCCACUAGCGCCGCAGACACUAGUGCUACUUAAUCAGCUGUUACAGCAGAUCAAAGUGCUGCAGCAAUUGGUACAACAACACACUUUGGCGAUAUCCAAAGGCAACUCCUCACUUGCGAUGCAAUACACACUGCAAAUUACAAAAGCGAAGCAGCAAAUCACAGCAUUACAAAAUCAAAUAGCAACCCAACAAGCUCUCUACAUGAAGCAGCAAGCUGGUGGUGCAGAUCUGUUCAAGCAGAGCCAUGAUCCACUUGUCCAUUUGCAGAACAAUUUCAGUGACAUGAGUAUCACCAAGGACACUCAACCGGCCUAUGGUGCUAGCGGCAACCAGCAGUCGCGCCUUAACCAAUGGAAGCUGCCCUCAUUAGACAAGGAUGGAGAGGGUUCUGAGUUUAGCCGAGCUCCAGGCACAGCUAAAUCUACCACCAGUCCCCAGCUGAAUCAACUUGGGUUACAGCCCGAUUCCACAUGGGGCGUCGGGCGCAGCACGGAGGGCUGGGGCGACAGCGGCGCCGACGUGGCCGACGGCAAGGACGCCUGGGGCUCCCAUCCCGCCCACCAGCCAGUCUACGAUUUGGUGCCAGAGUUUGAGCCCGGCAAGCCGUGGAAGGGCAAUCAGAUGAUGAAGAACGUCGAGGACGAUCCCGCGAUGACGCCCGGCUCCGUUGUGCGCUCGCCUCUUUCCCUCGCGACCAUCAAGGACUCGGACAUGUUGGGCGGGAAGACUUCGCCCCCUGGGGGCGAACGCUCCCUGUCGUCGUCCACGUGGAGCUACGCCCCGCCGGUGAGCAGCUCGGGCGCGACGGGCGCCACCGGAGCCCUGAAGUCGGACGCGUGGGGCACGAAGCCCCGGCCCGCGCCCCCCGGCCUCAACAAGGCCUGGCCGCAGCACCACGUCAACCAGCGAACGCUCCCCUCUUGGCAGGCGUCCACUUGGCUGCUUCUGAAGAAUCUUACUGCACAGAUUGAUGGAUCAACACUGAAGACAUUGUGCGUCCAGCACGGUCCAUUGCAAAACUUCCAUCUGUACUUGAAUCAGGGGCUCGCGCUUGCACGCUACUCCACGCGCGAGGAAGCUGCUAAGGCGCAGAUGGCACUGAACAACUGCGUGCUGAGCAACACGACGAUAUUCGCGGAGUCGCCGGCCGAGUCCGAGGUGCAGAUGAUCCUGCAGCACCUGGGCUCCGGCGGCGGCGGCGCGUGGCGCGGACAGGGCAAGGACGGCUGGGGCUUCCCCGGCCUGUGGCCCGACCAGCACGAGCAGCGCGCCACGCCCUCCUCGCUCAACUCCUUCCUGCCUCCCGACCUCCUCGGCGGCGAGUCCAUA
Messenger RNA from Iphiclides podalirius (scarce swallowtail), 3702 nucleotides. The record is from the annotation of a GenBank genome assembly. Lineage: Eukaryota; Metazoa; Arthropoda; Insecta; Lepidoptera; Papilionidae.